Physcomitrium patens is the source of this 1500-nucleotide messenger RNA. Its product is annotated as FAD-linked sulfhydryl oxidase ERV1. NCBI's taxonomy places the organism in Eukaryota, Viridiplantae, Streptophyta, Bryopsida, Funariales, Funariaceae. Gene Ontology annotation, cellular component: mitochondrion. Gene Ontology annotation, molecular function: flavin adenine dinucleotide binding; flavin-dependent sulfhydryl oxidase activity. The record is from RefSeq and is a predicted model, not a curated record.
GGAACAUCCGAGGCCCACGUCUCGUGCACCAGGGACUCGAUUUGGAGACAAAUAGAGGCUUUGAGCUUGCGCCUUCAGACUCAGACGAUUCUAGACUGUCGAGCCACGCGGAAGUCAAAGUGGGAGUAAGUGAAUCGAGAGAGAGUUAUAGAGCAGAGAAGGAUUGUGAGUCUGUCUGAGGUUUGGUUGGUGUUGUGGGUUGAUCUGAGAGAGAGCGACUGAUCAUGGGCGCAGGAGGCCGCAACUGGCAGCUGCUCAAGCAAAAGUUUAGGGUCUCAGCAUGUGCUGGAGUGGACAAGAGUAGGAUACAAGACGCGGAACGAAAGGAGCCGGAGGAUGAUGAAUUGAGCGUUCGGGAGAAUGAGGAGUCGGGAGAUGAGGAGGACGACGACUCGUCGGAGACACAAUUGACAGUCCUGGCAGGAGACUUGUCAUUAGAGGCUCCAGUGAAAGAGAAUUGGAGUGGGACUGUUACGAAAGAAGAACUCGGCAGGUCUACCUGGACGUUCUUACACACCUUAGCAGCGCAGUUCCCCAUACGGCCCACAAAGCAACAACAGAAGGAUGUUAAAGAACUGAUGGCUAUAAUCUCCCGAUUAUACCCGUGCAAAACUUGCGCCGAACAUUUCAAGGAGAUUUUAAAAACAAAUCCGCCAAAAGCAAAAUCUGGUCUUGACUUAGUGCAAUGGAUGUGCCAAGUACACAAUCUAGUAAACAAAAGUUUGGGAAAGCCACAAUUCCGCUGCGAACAAGCAGAGUUAAGAUGGGGAACUUUCAACUGCGACGGAGCGUGUGACCUUCAUUCUCGCCCAUGAUAUGAGACUCAGUUGCGUCUCUUCCUGUACCUUAACUGGUUUGAUCCAGAAGCAGUUUUUUAGAUCUGUGCUGCGACGAGUUCGACUUCAAGCUACGAAUUCAAGACCAUUUUCGGUAUCACUUGAGUCACCCAACUCGUUGGUUGCCUUUACACCGCCCUUGCAAGCCCAGUCUCUAUUGUAAAUAUAUCGCGGCAAAUUAGUUUUGAAGGAGGGCUGCUAUGACAAAACCAAAGAUUGAAGACACGAUUUGUCCUCCAUUUCUGCACCAACAUUCACAUCCUUCACAGUUCAGUUUACACACAAAACCCACGUUUUAUUAGAUGGAUGUUAGCAUUAGCUUGUAGAAUAGCAAAUGUUGCUGCUGCCGCUGAAGACCAUAUCUGUGCAUGCUGCCGAAGACAUUAUUUUAUGCCUUUUUAAACCUUCGAUUAUCCAAUGCAAAUGGUUCCGAGCUUUGGAACUUUCAAAUCAGAAAAAAGAGUGUUAGAAUUGGUGUAGUUUAUUGUUUUGAGAUUAGUCCAUUAUUCUCAAAAACCAGCCUGUAGAAUUGUAGAAAUGAAUCAUGUAAUGCCAUACAGUAAUAGGACAUUACCUUCGCUUCUUUCAUGGCGAGUUAUCUUCUUCAAAAUAAGAGUGAAGAGAUGUUUUUGUAAUAAUGCAUGUUGCUUUGUUGUUACAGUGA